Molecule: messenger RNA, 1518 nt
Organism: Symbiodinium sp. CCMP2592
Lineage: Eukaryota; Dinophyceae; Suessiales; Symbiodiniaceae
Source: the annotation of a GenBank genome assembly
AUGUCAAUCUUCUGGGAUAUGUUGCAGCCGUCCUGCGCGAAGGCGAAGCCGUGCCUUCUGAUCACUUCUCGAUUUAUCCCUCCCUCCGGCAACACAGCCUCGGUGUACAUAAUGGCUGUCAUAGACGGCGGCGAAGAUGCCCCGGCAGAGCAGACUCUGUACGAACUCUUGGGUGUGGAGGAAGAAGCGACGCAGGAGGACAUCAUCCGAGCCUAUCGGCAGCGAGCUUUAGAGCAGCAUCCCGACAAAGGCGGGGACAAGGAUGACUUCGACGCGCUGAACAAGGCGUAUGCCACCCUCAAUGAUGACACGCGCAGGCGAGCCUACGAUCUUCAGCUCGCCAAGGAGAGGGAGCGCGAGCUGUUGGUCGAGGGCGGCCGAAGCACGUUCUCCAAGCAGCAGCUGCAGGCGCCCAUGCCUCGAAUCAAGACAGCUCCAACUCCUGGCUCCAAGAGGCAGGCCCAGAUGCGGACGUCGCAGCCCGGGAAGCCACAGUGCUGCGCUCACGAGUGGAAGGGCAUGGGCUCUGGAAAAAGCCUGCUGAAAAUGCUGACGGACGAUGUCACCGCAGAGGAAAGGACGCAGAAGCUUCUUGACCAAUACACCUCCCUGCCGCGGAACAAGGAGAAGAGGCAGGAAUGGACCAAUGGCCUUCGCGGCAAGGAGAAGCAAGAUCUAAAAGCAGCAGCCAAGAAAAAGGAGGAGAAGGAGAGGGCUAAGUGGUCCUCUUGGCUCAGCAACGGCGUAGCGCAUGCCAAGAGCGAGGUGUCUGCCAAGGAGUUCGGUCUCUAUGCCAGCUCCCAAGCCAUGGGAGACCUAGCUGCCCUGGUCGUGCGAAUGAGUUUGACUACCUCGAUGCCACCUCGCGGCCGCAUCACCAUCAAAGCUCCAAGCGGUUAUGCCUUUCCACUGGUGUGCAUUGGCUUUUCCUCGAAGUCUGUCGAGGUCGGCUAUGCGCCUCUGCCCCCACGCACUGCCUGUCAGGGGGGCGGAGAUGUGAGCAGACGCCUCUUGCCCCACCGCGCGGUCAACUCCUCUUCGUCCCGGCGCCUGAGUCUCCUGGCCUCGGAAAUGCAGCUGACGUUGGGACCGGACGAGGCAGAUAGGCUGCUUGCGAACCGGCGCUAUGCCUACUCUGUGGCCGUGCAAAACCCAGGACGCGAGAGUCGACCCCUUGUCUUCAUUUGGGAACUUCGCAGCGAGACCGAAGGCGGCGAUCUGCUCGACAGAUCGCGCACAGCAGACAAUGCUUCAGCAACAGGCUCUCCGCUGCUUCUGCCGGUUUUUGGCUUUCUCCGGGCGAGUGCCAACUUCGCAUUCCAGGCGCACUCGGUCCGCAUCACUUUCCGCGUGCUGACAUCUGGCGAGGGUGGCGACAGCGACAUUGCAGUGGGCUCAGCAUUGCACGACAGAAGUUAUGUUGAUGACAGCUACACGUGUCUCCUCGCUGAAGCGGUCGGGCCCUCGGUGAAAGCAGAUGAGGAUGACGAUGCUGCUCGAAUCGAGAAGGCUGUGUAG